AAUUUCGUCUACGGAAUUUUGUUUUUUGACUUCAUCUUCAAAAAUUGUUCACAUGGCGUCCUUCCGGAAAAUUCAUUAAAAACCUUAAAAUGGAUUGGGGAAUAUGAGAUCUUCUUUUACAAACAGUGUUAUACUAGCAGAGCUCCUAAUAAAUAAAAGAGCGGUUCCUGUGAAAUUCUAAAGAUAGCACCAUGGCUGGGACAACAGCAAUGAACCAGGAACAGGGCUUCUUCCACAUGCCCAAAUUACAGGUGCCUAACUACCAGAAACCGCGAGUAUUCCUGCCAAACUUCAACCAGGGUCAGGAUGGGGACAAGUCAAGGGUGCAGUCAGGACCUCCUGUCUACAAUGCAACGAAGUUCUCCGGGGGAGGUAUAGAGAUUGACUUUGAUGGAAAACGAAUUCGAAAGACAAUGGUCCGAAAAACAGUUGACUACAACACAUCUGUGAUGAAAUAUUUAGAGAAUCGUAUCUGGCAGAGAGAUAAGCGAGAUGCACGGUCCAUCCAGCCUGACGCCCUCUACCAGUUGGAGGUGACGCCACCCUGCGAUUUGCAGCACAAAUCGAUGAAUUGUAUGACUACCAAGUUUAUGAGGCAGUCCACAAACAAGUUCCGAUGCCCAAUCUUCUGUAUAUCUUGGACCCCAGAGGGCCGUAGGCUGGUGACUGGUGCAUCAAGCGGGGAAUUUACGCUCUGGAAUGGCCUCACAUUCAGCUUUGAAACUAUCUUGCAGGCCCAUGAGACGUCAGUGCGAGCAAUGGUGUGGAGCCAUAACGACCAGUGGAUGGUGACGGGGGAUCACGCGGGCUUCAUCAAGUACUGGCAGACAAACAUGAACAACGUGAAGAUGUACCAGGGACAUAAAGAACCCAUCCGUUCCAUCAGUUUUUGCCCCACCGAUUCAAAGUUUGCCACCAGUUCAGAUGACGGCACUGUCAGAAUAUGGGACUUCUUGAGAUGUUAUGAGGAGAAAAUACUUCGAGGUCAUGGAGCAGAUGUAAAGUGUGUAGACUGGCAUCCCUACAAGUCUCUAGUUGCCUCCGGUAGCAAGGAUAACCAGGUCCCUAUCAAACUCUGGGACCCAAAGUCUGGCCAGAGUCUCGCCACACUGCAUGCCCACAAGUUCACAGUGAUGGACAUCAAGUGGAAUCGCAACGGCAACUGGCUUCUUACAGCUGCUAGGGACCAUCUUGUGAAGCUUUUUGAUAUCAGAAACCUGAAAGAGGAGCUGCAGGUCUUCAAGGGACAUAAAAAGGAGGCAACUGCCGUAGCCUGGCAUCCCAUUAAUGAGCCAAUUUUUGCCAGCGGCGGAUCAGAUGGAGCUGUCAUGUUUUGGGAGGCAGGGACGGAGAAGGAGAUUGGAGCCAUGGAGGAGGCCCAUGAUGCCAUUGUGUGGGACCUGGCCUGGCAUCCCCUGGGACAUGUACUGGCAUCAUCCUCAAAUGACCAUUCCACGAAGUUUUGGACAAGGAAUCGCCCUGGGGAUCCAAUGAGAGACAAGUACAACCUGAAUAUAGCUGUGAUAGGCCCGGAUGGGGAGCCAAUUGACCUAGACUCGAGUGACGUCCACCUUGGAGAGACGAAGGGAGCACUGCCGGGAAUGGGCCUAGAAUAUGGCCUGCCUCCGGACAAGGAGGAGAAAAUGGAGCCGGCUGAAGAGUUGCCGGCCAUCCCUGGUCUCGAUUGGUCAGCAGACGCAGAGUUCUUCAAGGAGGAACGUUCACACCAUGAUGACCGGGGCCGCCGGAAGGCCCCCUAUACAAGGCCCAUUCCACGGUCCUUUGAGCAGGCCUGGGUCACAAAUCAGCAGCCUACUAUCGUCAAGAGAGAUGACGCAGCCAGGACCCCAAAGAUUAAAUCAUUAUUGUCAUUAGACAUAGCACCUCCACCAAAGAAUAAAGAAAUAGACAGGGACUCUGAAGAAAGAGACGACCCAUACAUUGGUUACUAUGGUGAGGAAGAUGAAGACUUCCGCCAGGAUGAGGACAUGCGGGGGGAUGAAGAUUACCGUGGUGACCUUGAUUUCAGAGGAGAGGAAGGGCCUCCAUCAGAACCCUUCAACCCGGACCCCUCAAGUUUUUUGCCUGGGGCUCCCAGUGCUGGUCCACAGACAUCAAAUCAGGGUCCUCCAGGGGUAGCGUUACAACAGGGACAGAAUAUGGGCCCAAAUGGCAAUUUCCCACCCCAUGGAGGACCCCCUGGUUCUGGCCCUGGAAUGGCGCCUAAUGAUGGUCAACACAUGGCUAGGGGUGGCUACCGUCAAGGGGCACCAGAUCACAGAGACCAGGGUUACCAUGGAAAUGAUAGUCAGGGAUCGUAUGAUUCUUUUGACCAUGAUUACAGAGGAGACAUUAAUGACAGGGCAGGGUCAUAUCAUGGUCAGAAUAGUGAGGAAUAUGAAGACAAUGACAGAAGAUAUGGGGACUAUGAUUCUCGUGGUCGUGGGGCUAGGAACCAGGAUGGAUACCGGGGUAGAGGAAGAGGGAGGGGGAGAGGGAGUGACAGUUACAAUGACAGAGGGGCUGGGGGUAACUGGGACAAUAAUGAUUAUCAUGGUGAUGGGGAAAAUUACAAUGAAGGCAAUGACAGGGGUGGCGGAGGGGGAUAUCAAAAUCAGAACAGGGGUAGAGGCGGAUAUAGGGGUGGAGGUGAGAGAGGAGGCAGAGGGGGUGGGGGAGAUAGGGGAAUAAGAGGGGGAGAUAGGGGUGUAAGAGGGGGAGAUAGGGGAGGUCGAGGGGGUGGGGGUGAAAGAGGGGGCAGAGGAGGUGGUAGUGACAGAGGGGGGCGAGGGGGAAGGGGUAAUCGAGGUGGACAGAGGGGUGGAUAUAGAGGGGGUGGGGAAAACAGGGGUGGAGGAAGAGGACGGGGGAGGGGUAGGGGGUUCAGGGGAAACUGA
Mya arenaria is the source of this 2897-nucleotide messenger RNA. Its product is annotated as pre-mRNA 3' end processing protein WDR33-like. Gene Ontology annotation, cellular component: mRNA cleavage and polyadenylation specificity factor complex. The coding region runs from base 192 to 2897 and encodes 901 amino acids. Lineage: Eukaryota; Metazoa; Mollusca; Bivalvia; Myida; Myidae. The transcript has 19 exons. The record is from RefSeq and is a predicted model, not a curated record. Gene Ontology annotation, molecular function: protein binding.